Messenger RNA from Folsomia candida, 828 nucleotides. RefSeq names its product coagulation factor IX. Gene Ontology annotation, molecular function: serine-type endopeptidase activity. Bases 1 to 516 code for a protein of 171 amino acids. Gene Ontology annotation, biological process: proteolysis. Lineage: Eukaryota; Metazoa; Arthropoda; Collembola; Entomobryomorpha; Isotomidae. The transcript is spliced from 6 exons. The record is from RefSeq and is a predicted model, not a curated record.
AUGGCCGCGGCCGACCCUCGCUUGAUCUGGGUGGUCAUUAUUGCGGGGGGUCAUUAUUGCGGGGGGUCAAUCGUGUCCCCAGAUUGGAUUGUUACAGCCGCUCAUUGCGCCGAAUUGGCGGCAAACCGGUACACCCUUGUCGCGGGGGAUCACAACCUGACCUUAAACGAGGGGACGGAACAGAGUCGUAGCGUUGCUGCCAUAGUGAGACAUCCAGGCUACGAUAGACCUACCACUUACAACAACGAUAUCGCCCUGAUGCGAGUCGAUCGUCCCUUCGAAUUUAACGAAUUUGUCGGCCCAGUUGUCAUCCCAGAGCUUGACUUUGUCCCAACUGACUUGGCCACCGUGGCGGGAUGGGGUAUGCUGUCUUUUCCUUUCGGGCGCUAUCCCGAUGUCCUUAUGAAGGUCGAAGUCCCCCUCGUUGAGCAAGAGACCUGCCGAAUCGCCAACAUUGGAGUUGGCGCCGUCACUGGUCUGCUAUGGGGUUGCAGCAAAGGAUUCGUGCAAAGCUGAUUCUGGCGGUCCAUUGAUGUGCGGAUCGGACAAUGCGCUAUGUGGGAUCGUUUCUUGGGGCAAGGGGUGUGCCGAGGACGGAUUUCCGGGAGUUUACGCGAAGACAUCAUACUUUGCUGAAUGGAUCAGUAAACCAUCGCUGCUUAAAUUGAGUGUCAUUCAUAUUCGUAUUAAUGGAAGAAACACAUUUAUGGAAAUACUUAUGUUUAAACCUACAUACAUAUUUAUGCAAAAUUCAAAAAAUCAUUACUCUGUAACGACCUAGAUUGACUAUUAUUUAUUAAAAUUGAUUCUGAUUAUUCUGAAAUUUAA